Molecule: messenger RNA, 2474 nt
Organism: Astyanax mexicanus (Mexican tetra)
Lineage: Eukaryota; Metazoa; Chordata; Actinopteri; Characiformes; Acestrorhamphidae
Product: deleted in malignant brain tumors 1 protein-like
Exons: 7
Coding region: 335-2029 (564 amino acids)
Cellular component (GO): membrane
Source: RefSeq, a predicted model, not a curated record
AUGCUGCCUCUGCAAGCGCAGGCAAGAUGGCAGCUUCCAUUUCGGCCAUAUUUUGGCUUUAAAACGCCUUAAUGAGAGUAAAUGGGGACCGUCCAGACCAUACUUUUAUACAGUCUAUAAUCAUAACCCAAACUCCACAACGCGCCAAGCAGCACAUUUUUAGUUGCUGCGGAAGCACAGCUCAUUUAGGCUCAGCUCAGCUCACCUCAGGACUUGUUGUGCUACUAAGAUAUAAGGCAGUGUGAGGUUGGUGGAUGGUGGCAGUCGCUGUGCUGGGAGAGUGGAGGUUCUUCAUAGAGGGCAGUGGGGAACAGUGUGUGGUGAUGACUGGGAUAUGAGUGAUGCUGCAGUGGUGUGUAGAGAGCUGGGCUGUGGAGAAGCUGUAGAUGCACUGGGCAAAUCUCAUUUUGGAUCAGGAUCAGGACCAAUCUGGAUGGAUGAUGUGGACUGUAGUGGAUCAGAGUCUAGACUGAAGAACUGUAGAUCACCAGUAUGGGGUAAACAUGACUGCAAUGAAACCCACAAUUCUGGAGUCAUCUGUUCAGGAGCCAGGCUGGUUUUAGGUUCUCGCUGCUCUGGGAGAGUGGAGGUUCUUCAUGGAGAGAGCUGGGUCACAGUGUGUGAUGCUGACUUUAACCAGCAGGAUGCAGAGGUUGUGUGUCGAGAGCUGGGCUGUGGUUCUCCUGUGAAGGUUCUGGGAGCAGCUGCGUUUGGUAGAGGGGAGGGUCAGGUGUGGUCAGAGGUGCUUCAGUGUAGAGGAAACAAAUCUCAGACUCACUUCUGUCCAAAAUCAUCUUCACUCAAACACAACUGCUCCCAUGAUAAUGAUGUGGGACUGGUGUGUGCAGGAGUCCUGCUGGUUAAUGGCUCUCGCUGCUCUGGAAGAGUGGAGGUUCUUCAUGGUGAGAGCUGGUUCACAGUGUGUGAUGCUGACUUUAACCAGCAGGAUGCAGAGGUUGUGUGUCGGGAGCUGGGCUGUGGUUCUCCUGUGGAGAUUCUGGGAGCAGCUGCUUUUGGUAGAGGGGAGGGUCCGGUGUGGUCAGAGGAGCUUCAGUGUAGAGGAAACGAAUCACAGAUUCACUUCUGUCCAAAAUCAUCUUUACUCAAACACAACUGCUCCCAUGAUAAUGAUGUGGGACUGGUGUGUGCAGGCAGUGUGAGGUUGGUAGAUGGUGACAGUCGCUGUGCUGGGAGAGUGGAGGUUCUUUAUAGAGGACAGUGGGGAUCAGUGUGUGGUAAUAACUGGGAUAUGAGAGAUGCUGCAGUGGUGUGUAGAGAGCUGGGCUGUGGAGAAGCUGUAGAUACAUAUCAUGAGUCUUACUUUGGAUCAGCAUCAGGACCAAUCUGGAUGGAUAAUGUGCACUGCAGUGGCUCUGAGUCUACACUGAGGAACUGUGAAUCAGCAGGAUGGGGUAAACAUAACUGUGAUCAUUCUAAAGAUGCUGGAGUCAUCUGUUCAGGAGUCCGGGUGGUUGGUGGUUCUCACUGUUCUGGGAGAGUGGAGGUUCUUCAUGGAGAGAGCUGGGUCACAGUGUGUGAUGCUGACUUUAACCAGCAGGAUGCAGAGGUUGUGUGUCGAGAGCUGGGCUGUGGUUCUCUUGUGGAGGUUCUGGGAGCAGCUGCUUUUGGUAGAGGGGAGGGUCAGGUGUGGUCAGAGAAGCUUCAGUGUAGAGGAACUGAAUCUCAGAUUCACUUCUGUCCAAAAUCAUCUUCACUCAAACACAACUGCUCCCAUGAUAAUGAUGUGGGACUGGUGUGUGCAGACAGUGUGAGGUUGGCGGAUGGUGGCAGUCGCUGUGCUGGAAGAGCAGAGGUUUUUCACAGAGGACAGUGGGGAACAAUUUGUGGUGCUGGUGCAAAUUUCAUAGCGGGUUUUGUCAUGUGUAAAGAGUUGGGCUGUGGAGAGCCGUUUAGGACUGAUGCAGCUGUUCCAGGAUCUGCACCGAUCUGGAUGAGUCAUGUGAAGUGUACUGGAUCAGAGUCUACACUGAAACACUGUGGAUCAUUAGGGUGGGGAACACAGCUGUAAUCAUAAUAUGGAUAUUGAGCUUACCUGUUCAGGUAUGUUUUAAUUAGACAAAAACUGUAAUACGUACGUAUUACAUGUAUUACAUUUGUGAACUUUCUGAGAAUGUUUCGACACAUCAUAGACAAAAUCAAAUCAGAGAUCAUAUGAUGGAAUGUCACUGUUUUGUAUACCUAUUCCGUAUUAAAUAUUCUAUUACAUAGUAAAUUCUGACAGUUACAGCUAAUGUGAGAAGCAGCGAUGUUUUUUUUUUAACAUUUGCUUUGACUUUUAUUUAAUUGCUGAAAAUAUUAACUAGUGCUGGGCGAUAAAACGAUAUCGAUAGUUAUCGAGGAAACUAUAUAUCGCGAUAAGUCGGGGCGAGAAAUUCGAUAAACUAAAUUUUCUAUUUCCCGUUUAAGUAGCGUUGUGAAAAGGCGCAGCACGCUGAACUGCUGCUCAGCCCAGU